Molecule: messenger RNA, 5482 nt
Organism: Sus scrofa (pig)
Lineage: Eukaryota; Metazoa; Chordata; Mammalia; Artiodactyla; Suidae
Gene: ADGRD1
Product: adhesion G protein-coupled receptor D1
Biological process (GO): adenylate cyclase-activating G protein-coupled receptor signaling pathway; cell surface receptor signaling pathway
Cellular component (GO): plasma membrane
Molecular function (GO): G protein-coupled receptor activity
Source: RefSeq, a predicted model, not a curated record
AGCAGAACAGAACAAAGUUUGAGGAGAGCUCUUUCACCACUCACUCUCCCCACCCCAAGCAGACAGACGGACGAGGUGUCAGCCUGAGUCACACCAGAAGGAGUUGAGCAGCGACGCCCCAGCCCAGGAGCCCACGGGAGCUCCAGACAGAAUUCCUUGCGCUUCAAGGAAAAAGGAGAAACAUCCGACUCUGAACCUGGAUGGAGACAGAUGAAUUGUCUUGACAUAAAAAGAAAACCUUGAGGGAAUCACGAUUGCUCUUGGAACCUCUGUGCUGCAUCUGUGGCCCGGGAUUGCUUCUCGGGACUGUGACGGGGGCUGUGUUUCUUCUCCCCGCAUCCCAAGGCUGGUCUGGUCCUUCCAAUGUGUCUGUGGAUCACUGAGGACUUUCACGUUUGGAGACGAAGAAGAAACACCCAUUAACUCCCCACUACUGCCUGCGUUCACUCCCUGAAUCUCACAGACUCUAGUGAAAUACAUGUUUUUUCUGUUGUUGUUUUGUUUUCUUUCCGGAACCUGUGAAAAUGUCCCUUUCCCAAGGAAGUGAAAGUUAAGGGGGACAUUUUGUCACGGACCCUCAGGAAUCCCCCUGGGAUCACAUUUUCACCUCUGGAAAAAAAAAAAAAAAAUGAGGAAGCUGCUGCCUCUUUGCUGCUGGCACUCCUGGCUGCUGUUAUUUUAUUGCGAUUUUCAGGUGCAUGGAGCCGAUGCCAGGUCACAAGCCCAUCCAGGGUUUGAGGUCUUGGCUUCUGCUUCCUAUUACUGGCCGUUGGAAAAUGUGGACGGGAUCCACGAACUUCAGGAAACAACUGGAGCGUUGCGAACCCACAACCUCACUGUGCUUCCUUCUCAUAACUCUACCUUUGUGUAUACCAAUGGCUCUGCCUACUCAAAUUUCUCUGCAACUGUAGAUAUUGUAGAAGGGAAGGUCAACAAAGGCAUUUACCUCAAAGGGGAAAAGGGAAUCACACUUCUCUAUUUCGGAGAGUACAAACCUUCUUGCAUCUUUAACCCAGCACAGUGCAGCCCUGAAGGGGUCACGUUCUCUUUUUUCUGGAAGAUACAAGGAGAACAGUCCAGAUCAGCUCCGUUUGCGUAUGGGGGACAGGUCAUUUCCAACUUGUUCAAAGUCUGCUCCAGAGGCGGCAAGGGCUCUGUGGAGCUGUACACCCAUGACAACUCCAUGACAUGGGAGGCCACCUUCAGCCCCCCAGGCCCCUACUGGACUCACGUCCUGUUUACCUGGAAGUUCAAGGAGGGUCUGAAAGUCUAUGUCAACGGGACUCUGAGCAACUCAGACCCGAGUGGAAAAGAGGCUCAUGCCUACGGGGAGCCCAAUGCCAACCUCGUGAUAGGGUCCGAGCAGGACCAGACCAAGCGCUACGACAACGGAGCAUUUGACGAGUUCAUCAUCUGGGAGCGCGCCCUGACUCCGGACGAGAUCGCCAUGUACUUCACAGCCGCUGUUGGAAAGCAUGUUUUGUUGUCUUCAGCAUCACCAAACUUCUUCAUGACACCCACAGCAAACACCAUGGUGCCCACUGAUGCCUACCAUCCCAUCAUAACCAACUUGACAGAGGAGAGGAAAAACUUCCAGAGUCCAGGAAUUGUUUUGAACUACCUUCAAAAUGUGUCGCUCAGCUUACCCAAUAAAUUCCUCUCGGAGGAGACAGCGCUGAAUCUCACCAAGACUUUCUUAAAAGCCAUGGGAGAAGUUCUUCAUUUGCCCAGUUGGAGUGCUGUGUCAGAGGAUGGCACCAUGGUGCUGGGCUUGAUCGAAACUGUCGAAGCCGUCAUGAGCCACAUAUCUUCCAACCUGCAGCCCAGAGAGGCCCAUGUCACCAUCGUGGGCUCCUCGUCCAUGGCAGACUUUUCUGUGGCCAGACUGCUCCCCAAGACCUUGAAUUCCUCCCACUACCGCUUCCCGGCCCGGGGGCAGAACUACAUCGAGAUCCCCCACGUGGCUUUCCACAGCCAAGCGUGGACCACCAUCGUGGGCCUUCUGUACCACUCCAUGCACUAUUACUUGAGCCACAUCCAGCCGGCUGACACCAGGAUUGCUGAGGCAACAAAGUACAAAAAUUGCUUGCUGUCUGCCACCAGCUACCUGAUCUCCCUGGAGGCCUCCCCAUCACCCAAGCUCUCCCAGAAUUUAUCGGGUUCUCCUCUUAUCACCAUCCGUCUCCGGCACCACUUGACGCAAAGGCAGUACAUCGAGGCCACCAAUGAGAGCAACCGAAUCUUCCUAUAUUGUGCCUUCCUGGACUUCAGCUCCGGGGAAGGCGUCUGGUCGAACCAGGGCUGUGGUCUCGUGGAAGGGAACCUCAGCUACUCCGUCUGCCGCUGCACACACCUCACCAACUUCGCCAUCCUCAUGCAGGUGGUCCCACUGGAGCUCACUCAUGGACACCAGGUGGCGCUCUCGUCCAUCAGCUACAUCGGCUGCUCUCUGUCAGUGCUCUGCCUGGCCGUCACGCUGGUCACCUUCGCGGUGCUCUCCUCGGUCAGCACCAUCCGGAACCAGCGCUACCACAUCCACGCCAACCUGUCCUUCGCCGUCCUGGUGGCCCAGGUCCUUCUACUCGUCAGCUUCCAAUUUGAACCAGGCACGACCCCGUGCCAGGUGCUGGCCGUGUUCCUGCACUACUUCUUCCUGAGUGCCUUUGCAUGGAUGCUGGUGGAAGGAUUGCAUCUUUACAGCAUGGUGAUCAAGGUCUUUGGAUCAGAGGACAGCAAACACCGCUACUACUACGGGAUAGGUUGGGGUUUUCCUCUCCUGAUCUGCAUCAUUUCCACAGUCUUUGCCAUGGACAGUUACGGAACAAGUAAGAACUGCUGGCUGUCGCUCGGGAGUGGUGCCAUCUGGGCCUUCGUCGCCCCUGCCCUGUUCAUCAUCGUGGUGAACAUUGGCAUCCUCAUCGCCGUGACCAGGGUCAUUUCCCAGAUCAGCGCUGACAACUACAAGAUACAUGGAGAUCCCAGCGCCUUCAAAUUGACAGCCAAAGCUGUGGCUGUGCUGCUGCCCAUCCUGGGAACCUCGUGGCUCUUUGGUGUGCUUGCUGUCAACAGUGAGGCCGUCGUCUUCCAGUACAUGUUUGCCAUACUCAACUCCUUACAGGGAUUUUUCAUCUUCCUCUUUCAUUGUCUCCUGAAUUCAGAGGUGAGAGCGGCUUUCAAGCAUAAAACCAAAGUCUGGUCCCUCACGAGCAGCUCCACCCGCCAGGCCAACAUGAAGCCCUUCAGCUCCGACAUUAUGAACGGGACCCGGCCUGGCACAGGCUCCAGCAGGCUCAGCCCCUGGGACAAGAGCAGCCACUCCGCGCACCGCGUGGACCUGUCCGCUGUGUGAACAGAGAGGCCGCUAACCCGGCCGGCCUGCCUCUCAGAACCCCUCCACCCCCUGCCAACAAACCGCAAGAUACUCUAUCUUCGCCAGCGGGACCCUCACCUCGCUGCUGUCUGAGCCCCCGUGACAGCCCUUCUGGCCCGUGACCCGCCCCUUGUGACAGAGCCCACCGUUCAGCCUGUAGCCUGAUACACAGCGACUGGCGGUCGCCUUGUGGGCUGAGUGACUGCCUCCAGGGUCCUGGAACACACUGCAUCCCUUCCCCUCGAUCACUGCAAGGGCACCCAGCAUUGCACCUUUCAUACUGUGCACACACGAGAUCCGGAGGCCAUGGCACUGGGAGGGAAGUUUAGCCUCUGCACAGCAGCGGUGGGGGCUUUGGGCUAGAGAGGUCCUGCGGGGGAGGGUUGGGCGAAGGCAGCUGAGGGGGCACAUGGGGAAAUGUAGGAGUGUUUUCCACCUGCUGAUUCCACCCAGCAUCCAGGCACCCGCCAAAGAGUGACUCUGCAGGGUGACGCCAGCGUUGGCCACCUCUGGUUGUGCGGCCGUGCUGGGCCUCCACUGAUGGCCAAGGGCUUUGGGCUGGAGGCUCUGGCGGCCUAGGCUCUCUCUGUGCACGUGUGCGGGGGUCUCGCCAAGGUGAAGAGCCAGGUGGGGUCUUCCACUUGGAGAGCUUCUCAAGAGGGUUGGCUCCUUAGAUUCAAAAUCAGCCUUAAAAUCUCCCCCUUUUCUGGAACCCGAGCCUCCUCUAUGUUCACGGUGGCCCAGCAGAGCCACCGUUUUCCAAGACACAAUUUCCCCUAGAAAGUUUCUUCCUCAUCACUUGUAAAUGCUUUUCUGGGUGUCUAAAGAGCAGAUUACAGUGGAAGGUAGAAGUGAGUUCGGUCCUUGAUUUCAUGUUGCUUCAAGGGGAGGUCUUGACAUGCAGGCACAGAGGCUGCUUGGGGUGGGCAGGGCGGUCUCAAGGACCUCCGUCCUGACUGACCUGGACAGGGAGGGGGUGACAACAGCAGUGUGUGCUGAGUUAAUGUUAACUUACAGACCCGGACACAGCCCAAGAGGAAAUGGAAUAAUUGUUACAGUUCCACGUGCGGGCAAGAUCCCUCAGGAUCGCCAUGGUUGGUCAACAUACAGAUGUGAAGCGAAAGGCCACUGAAAUAUGGGAAAUACAGGCUGAGGAAAGGUCAGACUGUGAUGACAGCAUUAAUGGUGUUUGUGAAAAGUGUGGGUGAGAAAUUCCAACCUAUUUUUGAUACUGGAAACUCUUCCUUUAAAACUGUGAAGGUGAGAGCAUUGAAGCCCCUUCCCCGCUUGCCCCUCUCCUCCCUUUGUGCCUGCUUCCUUUCAGAGUGAGGUUUUACAGCAUUUUGCAGACCUUUUCCAUCUUCAAAUGCCACCUUUGUGAAGUAACUCAUGCCCCAAUGGCCGUAAGUGUGACAGUCACCUUCAGGCAUCUCCUGCGUGGGAGGGGACUGUACCCAGAUCUGCAGGUCGAUGUAUGGGUUAAUCUUUUUUCCCUCCAUCCGGUGAGGUCCCAGAUGCACCAGCCAACCAGUGCACUGUGACUGUGCUGUGUGCCCUCCCCAUGGAUGUGCCAUGGUGGUGAACCUGGCUGAUGCAGGCAGAGGCCCCGGGUUUGGCGAAAAGUCGGAGCGAGCCUGACCCCUGCUCCAGGCUUCUUGUGAUUCUAGAAACCAGACCACCUGUAACGCGGUCUUAGAUCCUUCUCAUGCCCAAGAGCACCUAGAAGUGAGAACACUGUAUAACUAAGAUUUACACUUGGAUUUUUUUUUUUUCUUAUUUAGUUUUCUGGUGAAGCAAAUCAAAUAAGGAACUGUCUUUAUUUUAGGUGGAAUUCUUUGUUUUUUAACUCUCAGCAUAUUCACCCUACAUAGAUAAUAUAUCAGGAAAAGUAAUGAACAACCUUUUUUAUUACUAAAGAAUGGAAGUAGUGCUUUAUUUAUAGGCUUUAGAGUUUGGCUUCUGCAGUACUUUAUUAUCUACACGUAAUUUGGCCAGAGAUAAGAAAUUGGAAAGAAUCGUGUGGUUAGUUUCUAGCCCAGGAAAGAUGAUGAAUGCCACUGAUGAAAUAUGCUGUGACUUUCACGAAAUAAAAUUUAAUGUCCUUCAAAUAAA